AUGUCCGUCGCCAUCCUGCCCCUCUCCGCAUCCAACGGCUGGCCGCCCAGCGUGGCAGGCAUCGUGCAGUCCUCGUUCCUAAGGGGCUAUCUCAUAGCGCCCAUCGCAGUUUCCUCUCCACCCACACACCUCCCACUCCCGUCCCCUUCCUCCCCACCCCGAUCCCUCCCUCUCCUCCCCUCCCAGUCCUCCUUCCUGUGGGGCUAUCUCAUAACGCCCAUCAUGCCUAAUUCCCGCUUCACCCCCCCUCACCCACCUAUGCCCUCCCCCCCUCCCUCCCCCCCUUUCCCCUUCCCACCUUCCCAGUCCUCCUUCCUAUGGGGCUAUCUCAUAACGCCCAUCAUCGGGGGGUCGCUCGCCGACCGUUACGGCGGGCGCCCCGUGCUGGCAGCUGGGCUGGCGCUCUGGUCGCUGGCCACACUGCUCACUCCCUCCGCUGCUGCUCAUUCGUUGGGUGCCCUCUUAACUGUGCGGGCAGUCAUGGGGCUGGGGGAAGGCGUUGCCCUACCCUGCAUGAACCACAUGGUUUCACGGUAUGUAUGUACGACCAGUGUCCAGGGGUUGUCAAGUGGCUCGGUCUGUGCCGGCAGCAGGGCUGGCGCUCUGGUCGCUGUCUACCCUGCUCACGCCCUCCGCUGCUGCGCACUCUUUUGGCGGCACGUGGCACAGCAUGCUGCGGCUGCUCUCCGCGCCGUCGCUCAUGGCCAUUCCAUUCCACCCCCAUGUCUCCAUUCCACCCCCAUGUCUCCAUUCCACCCCCAUGUCUCCAUUCCACCCCCAUGUCUCCAUUCCACCCCCAUGUCUCCAUUCCACCCCCAUGUCUCCAUUCCACCCCCAUGUCUCCAUUCCACCCCCAUGUCUCCAUUCCACCCCCAUGUCUCCAUUCCACCCCCAUGUCUCCAUUCCACCCCCAUGUCUCCAUUCCACCCCCAUGUCUCCAUUCCACCCCCAUGUCUCCAUUCCACCCCCAUGUCUCCAUUCCACCCCCAUGUCUCCAUUCCACCCCCAUGUCUCCAUUCCACCCCCAUGUCUCCAUUCCACCCCCAUGUCUCCAUUCCACCCCCAUGUCUCCAUUCCACCCCCAUGUCUCCAUUCCACCCCCAUGUCUCCAUUCCACCCCCAUGUCUCCAUUCCACCCCCAUGUCUCCAUUCCACCCCCAUGUCUCCAUUCCACCCCCAUGUCUCCAUUCCACCCCCAUGUCUCCAUUCCACCCCCAUGUCUCCAUUCCACCCCCAUGUCUCCAUUCCACCCCCAUGUCUCCAUUCCACCCCCAUGUCUCCAUUCCACCCCCAUGUCUCCAUUCCACCCCCAUGUCUCCAUUCCACCCCCAUGUCUCCAUUCCACCCCCAUGUCUCCAUUCCACCCCCAUGUCUCCAUUCCACCCCCAUGUCUCCAUUCCACCCCCAUGUCUCCAUUCCACCCCCAUGUCUCCAUUCCACCCCCAUGUCUCCAUUCCACCCCCAUGUCUCCAUUCCACCCCCAUGUCUCCAUUCCACCCCCAUGUCUCCAUUCCACCCCCAUGUCUCCAUUCCACCCCCAUCUACGUGCCAGAGAACAGGCGGGCCUGGGCGGUGGGAAUCUGCUUCGCGGGCUUCCACGUGGGCAGCAUGCUCGGGCUGCUCUCCGCUCCCUCCCUCAUGGCCAUUCCAGGCCUGGGCUUGACAGGCCCCUUCCUCCUCUUCGGCGCGCUGGGACUGCUGUGGCUCGCUCUUUGGCUGCUCCUCAUUCCUGGAGAUGCUUCUGCUGCGCCUAGUCCCAUCGCUGCAUCUGCUGCCACGCCCAGUGCAGAGAGUGGCGGGCAGCAGGAAGGGAAGCAGAAGAUGCAGAGUGGUGUUGGUGCCAGUGGGUCGCGCGUGACGGUGUGGCAGCUGCUGUCGCACCCGGCCUCAUGGGCCAUCAUCAUCGCCAACACCGUCAAUAACUGGGGCUACUUCAUUCUGCUCUCCUGGAUGCCACUCUACUUCAACCAGGUCCUGCACACGGACAUCCGCCAGGCAGCAUGGUUCAGUGCGGGCCCAUGGGUUGUGAUGGCGGGCACGGGGCUGCUGGAAGCACGGAUGGCUGGCUACCUGCAGGCGGCGUGGUUCAGUGCGGGCCCAUGGGCGGUCAUGGCGGGCACGGGGCUGCUGGCAGCAGAGCUGGCGAACCGCAUGGAAGGCCAACAGGGCAUGACCCGCACUGCCGUGCGCAAAGUCAUGCAGACUGCCGGGUUCCUUGGUCCUGCUGCAUCGCUGCUGCUGCUCACCCAGAUGACCACCGCCCCCCUCGCCGCCCUCUGCCUCACUGCUGCUCUCGGCCUCAGUGCGUUCAGCCAAGCCGGGUGGCUCCUCAACCACAAGGCUUAUGUGGCGCAACCGCCUACCCCCUGGACCCAUCGCUUGGUGUUUCUUGCCCUCAACUCCCACCCUCUGUGGCUUCUCUGCCUCUCACACCCUAGUCCCUCCACUCCUCCAGUUCACAGUCUGUGUCGUUCGACCUACUCACCUCUCUCUGACCCUCCCUCGUCUCCCACCUCAUCCCCGCCUCCCCCUGCUCCACCCCAUUUUCCUCCUUCCCCGCCCUCCUGUCAACAGGACAUAGCACCGCGCCACGUGGGUCUUCUGCAUGGUCUGUCCAACACAGCGGGCACGCUAGCAGGCAUCACCAGCACAGUGGCAACGGGCUUCAUGGUGGAGCAGCUGGGGUCAUUCUAUGCGGUGCUGGGUGGCACAUCAGCACUCUUAAUGCUCUCUGCCUCCCUUCCACCUCCUCUCCCGCUCUUCCUACCAGGUCUGUCCAACACAGCGGGCACUCUAGCAGGCAUCACAAGCACGGUGGCAACGGGCUUCAUGGUGGAGCAGCUGGGGUCGUUCCAUGCAGUGUUGGCCGUCACAGCAGCGCUCUACGUGCUCGCCACAGUCUUCUGGCUCGCAUACGCCACGGCUGACGUGGUCUUCCCAUAA
Molecule: messenger RNA, 2943 nt
Organism: Closterium sp. Naga37s-1
Lineage: Eukaryota; Viridiplantae; Streptophyta; Zygnematophyceae; Desmidiales; Closteriaceae
Source: the annotation of a GenBank genome assembly